Messenger RNA from Oryzias latipes (Japanese medaka), 1805 nucleotides. Its product is annotated as cytosolic sulfotransferase 1. The record is from RefSeq and is a predicted model, not a curated record. NCBI's taxonomy places the organism in Eukaryota, Metazoa, Chordata, Actinopteri, Beloniformes, Adrianichthyidae. Gene Ontology annotation, molecular function: sulfotransferase activity.
CUGGGACGGAACCUAUGCUGACAAUAAAGUUACGCAACAAGAAGAGAGGAGGGGAUUUUGGAAACAUAACAGGAAGAGAAGCCAGAGGAACAAAAAGCAGCAGAAUGUCUCUCAAUCUCGAGAAGAUGGAUUUACCUCCUCGGUCAAAGCUGUUUGACUUCCAUGGAGUCUCAAUGAUUCCUUGUUUUACAGACAACUGGGAGAACUAUCAGAAUUUUCAGGCAAGACCCGAUGACAUACUCAUUGCAACAUAUCCAAAGGCAGGGACUACAUGGGUCUCAUACAUUCUUGAUUUGCUCUACUUUCGUGAGUCACUUGAGGAUCGUCUGACCACCAUCCCAAUCUAUGAAAGAGUGCCUUUUCUGGAAAUCUGCAUCCCGGGUUUGUUUUCAGGCAAAGACCUGGUAGAUAAUCUCACCACAUCCCCAAGGCUCAUAAAAACUCAUCUUCCAGUCCAGUUUGUUCCAAAAUCUUUCUGGGAGCAAAAUUGUCGGAUUGUGUACAUGGCUCGCAAUGCAAAGGACAACAUGGUGUCCUUUUUCCACUUUGAUCGCAUGAACAAGGUUGAACCAGAUCCUGGGGAGUGGAGCUCCUUCUUCCAAAGAUUUUUGGACGGAAAAAUGGUGUUUGGCUCUUGGUACGACCAUGUGAACAACUGGUGGAAGAAGAAAGAGUCUUAUUCCAAUCUCCACUACAUGUUCUUUGAGGAUUUGGUUGAGAACACUGGACAUGAAAUAGAGAAACUUUGCUCUUUCCUUGGCUUAUCUCCUUCAGCUGAAGAGGUAGAAAGACUCUCAAGUUCAGUGCAGUUUGAUAACAUGAAAAAGGACAAGAUGGCCAACUAUUCCACCGCCCCAGUCAUGGAUUUCAAGAUUUCUCCUUUCAUGAGAAAAGGAAAGGUUGGUGACUGGAAGAACCACUUCACUGUGGCUCAGAAUGAAGCAUUUGAUGAAGAUUACAAAAAAAAGAUGACGGAUCCCACGCUGCAGUUCCGCACAGAAGUCUGACAAACUCACUGUGUGUUCCAAGAUGAGUCUAGUCCUGCAGUGACACAGUUUUCUAUAUCAAAAGGUUUACUAUAAUUUAAUGUGAUAAAUGAAAUGUUUUAGGUUCUAGUAAUAGUUACUGCUUUUGUCAAAAUGUCAGACAAGGCUUUUAGUUUUGUUUUUGUCAAGACAUGUCAUAUACCUUUUAAACUGGACAUAAAUGAUUUUAUACUUUUAAGGAUUUUAAUUUUUUUUGUUGCCAGAUUGAGUUAAGUGUCUGAGUGUAUGUUUUACAUUGUAUUCCCAUGAGACAAAAGUCUUUAUUAGAAGAGCUGUGAUGAAACAGGACUUAACAAUCAAAUUAAUCAAAAAUGUAAUAUUCUCAAUUUUAUUUCAACUUUUGUUUCCAUCCUUUCAGACUCUUGCUCUGUUAAGUCAUUGCAAUCACACAUUGGAGUUCUCCAGAGCAACAAACGUCUCAUUAGUGUAGUUACUUUGGCUGGUCUGCUCACCAGCCCAUCCCUGAAAUGCAUUGGACACAUAGAGUCUGGUUAUGUUAUCCUGACACGCGCAGUGCUUUCCUAAAACUAGAAAAAUAACUUUAAUCCCAAAAAGUCAAUUUAGCAUAAAAUCUCAACUGUGUUACAUGAGAACACUUCCCAUUAGUAUCUGUUCAUCAAAACUGGCAUGUCAUCAAAUUAUUCACAAAGAUCAUUAUUUUUAUAAGAUAAUUGAAAUGAUUUUUCUUUGCUGUGUCAAUGCCAGAACGUCAUCUUGACAAUAGAGUGAAAUAAAUUGAUGAAGAGAUCCCGCAAACUC